UUGCUAUAAAUAUGCAGCUCUUAUAGCAGAAUAGGCACCAGAAUUAAGAGUGUAGAGAAGCAUUAUUUGAGAACACAAACUAAAAUGGAGGUAGAGCAAGUGCUUCACAUGAAUGGAGGAAUUGGGAAAACAAGCUAUGCAACCAACUCUCUACUUCAAAGAGCUGUGAUUUCGAUGGUGAAGCCCAUAGUUAAGGCAAGCAUAGAGCAGCUUUGCAGCAAACUCUUCUCUGACUGUUUGAAAAUAGCAGACUUGGGAUGCUCUUCCGGACCCAACACCCUUUUGGCGGUAUCAGAUAUCAUACACAACAUCCAUGCCACCUUCCAAAAACUGAACCGUCCAUCUCCUUCACUCCAAGCCUUCUUGAAUGAUCUUCCCGGGAACGAUUUCAACACUGUGUUCAGGUCAUUGCCAGGGUUCUACAAGAAACUUGAGGAAGAACAGAAGUUGGGGCCAUGUUUCAUUACUGCAAUGCCUGGUUCUUUCUAUGGCAGGCUCUUUCCAAACAAUUCUCUACACUUUGUUCACUCUAAUUAUGCCCUUAUGUGGAUCUCUGAGGCUCCAAAAGGUUUGAUUACCAGGGAAGGAGAGGGACUAAACAAGAAGAACAUAUGUAUAGCAAAAACAAGCCCAUAUGCUGUGUAUAAGUUGUAUGUGGAGCAAUUCAAAAAGGACUUCACAGUGUUUUUGAGGUCACGAGCAGAAGAGCUGGUCCCCGGAGGAAGUAUGGUCCUCACCACAAUGGGCAGCAUAAAGAGCCAUGACCCACUUUGCAUUUGGGAAGUUGUCGGACUCAAACUCAAUGAUAUGGUUUUAGAGGUAAUGUGUGGCCUAGAUAAUUAAACCUAAAUGUCUAUGUACCAAAUAGGAACAAAAUAAAAGCAACUAAAUAUGAACCACAACAGUUUAUGACCAC
Messenger RNA from Malus domestica (apple), 916 nucleotides. Its product is annotated as probable caffeine synthase MTL2. The record is from RefSeq and is a predicted model, not a curated record. Gene Ontology annotation, biological process: methylation. Gene Ontology annotation, molecular function: S-adenosylmethionine-dependent methyltransferase activity. NCBI's taxonomy places the organism in Eukaryota, Viridiplantae, Streptophyta, Magnoliopsida, Rosales, Rosaceae.